GCUGCACACUCCAUCACAUUCAUCAUAAGCCUGUCCGGCCACUAACGAGUCACCUGCUGCGAACCACUUUCCUGCACCUUCGACGACGACGACACCAAACGACGACCAACGACACCACCCAACGAUCACCUCCCCCGAACAUCCCUUCCGACCAAGCCGAAGCGACCGGUUGGCAGGUGCCAGGUGCACCCCCCUUCCAGCAACGGUCUCCUGCCAUCUGUGACAGCCUCACGCAACCGGCUCUUCCCCGUUGACCUCUCCCAACCUCAUCCUCGCCUCGAAAGCAGGAUUGUCGCCAAUUUCACCACUUCGCACACUCGACGAUCACAUCGCGACGGCUCGAUCUGCGCUGCGUUCCAAGCCCGUCUGGUCACGACCCUUUGCGACUUGGCUGCGCUCGCUUUGCGGGAACAGUGACUUGGAGACUUGACGAUCAGCACCACCACCACCCCGCCGCGACCAUGUCACGAUUCGCCCCAAGUCCGGCAUCUACAGCGCGACCUGACGACAACAACGACAAUCGAUUCAACAUGCUGCGAUCACGGCGGCAGCAACGCGCUUCUAGCGUAUCCAGCUCCAGUUCCUCCUCGACAUCGCCCGAGCGCGAAGCGGAUGAUGACAACGAUUCCUUCAUGAUCCAGGCCAACGAUUCACAGUCCUCGCUAGGCGGCGACAUGUCUCCGGAGCUGUCGCAAACGGAAGCCAUGCGGAGGGAGUACGAAGAGCGAUGUCGUGUGUCGCCCGUGCAUCGCCUUCCGGCAGAGAUCUUGAUCAGCAUAUUCUCGCGCCUCACUUCCUCGCGCGACCUGCAGAUGUGUAUGUUGGUGUGCAAGGAGUGGGCGAAGAACAGCGUGGGGCUAUUAUGGCAUCGGCCGGCCAUGAAUAAGUGGCAGAACAUCCACAAUGUGAUCAACUCGAUACGGAAUAGGAAACGCUUCUUUGCGUAUCAGGACCUGGUCAAGAGACUGAACAUGUCAACACUCGGCCACCAAGUCAGCGAUGGAACGUUGGUUGGCAUGAAGAACUGCAAGAGGAUUGAACGAUUGACGUUGACCAAUAACUGCAAAUUGACUGAUAUGAGUCUUGUGCCUCUGAUUGAUGGGAAUCGGAGCCUUCUUGCGCUGGACGUCACUGGUCUGGACCAGCUCACGGAUAAGACCAUGAUGGAGGUUGCAGACAACUGCUUACGCCUGCAAGGACUCAACGUGACCGGAUGCAAGAAACUGACAGAUGCGUCCAUCAUGGCAAUUGCGAAGAACUGCCGGCAUCUGAAGCGACUCAAAUUCAACAACUGUGUUCAGUUGACGGACAAAUCGAUUGAGACUGUGGCUACCUACUGCGCACACCUCCUCGAGAUCGAUCUAUAUGGCUUGCAGAACAUGGAGAGCCAGUCUAUCACAGCAUUGCUUACCAGAUGUCCGCAACUGCGUGAGAUGCGUCUUGCACACUGUGGCCAGAUCAAUGACCAAGCAUUCCUCGACAUCCCGUACGAUCCGGAUCACCCUACAACAUUCGAUUCGCUACGCAUUCUUGACCUUACGGACUGCGCUGAACUAGGCGACAAAGGUGUCGAGAAGAUCAUUCAGACUUGUCCUCGCCUGCGUAAUCUUAUUCUAGCAAAGUGCCGACAGAUCACGGAUCGCGCAGUAUUCGCUAUCACCAAAUUGGGCAAGAAUCUGCACUACAUCCAUCUGGGACAUUGCGCGCGCAUUACCGAUGCCUCUGUUGAGGCUCUGGCGAAGGCUUGCAAUCGCAUCCGAUACAUCGAUCUGGCAUGCUGUAGCCAACUUACCGAUCAGAGCGUAAUGAAAUUGGCUGGACUGCCGAAGCUCAAGCGGAUCGGACUGGUGAAGUGCGCUGGAAUAACGGAUCAAAGCAUAUGGAGCCUGGCGCGAGGGGAAGUGAGGAAUGGCAAGACAAUUGGCAAUUCAAGCGUGUUGGAGCGAGUGCACUUGAGCUACUGCACUCAGUUGACACUCGAUGGAAUUCACACCUUGCUCAACUCUUGCCCAAAGCUCACUCACCUCAGCUUGACGGGUGUGCAAGCUUUUCUCAGAGACGAGCUGGUCGUCUUCUGUCGAGAUGCCCCGCCUGAGUUCAACGAGCACCAGCGCGACGUCUUUUGCGUUUUCUCCGGAACCGGUGUCUCACGGCUCCGACAAUAUCUCAACGAGCAGAAGUGGGCCCGUGAAGCUCGUGAAGGCCUUGCUGCUCGACAAAACGCACGUCGUGCAGCGGCUUUGGCUGCAGGUGAACAUGAGCCGUCGGAUGCUGACAUGGACGAGAGCAUUGUCGACUCGAACGGAAGCACAACGCCUGUACUGAAUGUCGACGUCCAAGGACAUUAUCAGCCUGGUCACACCCCCAUUGUGCCCACUCCUACUCACAACUGGCCGACGGGGAACAUUCCGGGUCUUGCAGGCGGAAGUCCUUCUCCUCUCAGUCAGAGCGCACCGGCCACAACCACGUCUGCUGGUCCGGCAUGGACUGCUGGACAUGGUGGCCAUCAUAUCCACACUGCUCCUCCUGGCGUAACCCACAUCCAGCCAUACCAGCAAAACCCUAAUCACACGCACCUUGCCGGCAUGAUGGGCGCUGCUGCCCUGGAUGAGAUUGACGUGGAUGGCGAUGAGGCUUUCGGAGACGAGAGUGAAUUGAUGGACCACGAUUGAGCACCAGACACUUUCACGUCUAGCGGCUCCCGUUCUCCCUCUUCUGUCAUUCGGUCGCGCUAAUUUGCGUGAUUCAGAAGGCAGUGGGAAAGUUCUUCAACACUACGCACGCAUGUGUACACUUUGCAUUUCUUUGUUGGUUUUCUAGCAAGCGCUGUUUUCUCUCUUAUCUUUGUUUGCCUGGACUUGCCGCGUUAUAAGCGGGAUUGGAGGAGGAGCAUUAUACACCAUCAUCAAUAUCAUCAUCAUGAGGGAAUAUGGAACGACAAGGGGAAAGAGGAGUGGCGUGUACGUCGUGUACGAAAGAGAAGAAGCGCGCGAUCCUCUAUCGGAUCGAGUCGAAUGGAUUGGCAAAUCCUCGCGUAAUGGGGAGAGAGGCGAGUCAUCAGUAGAUAGC
Molecule: messenger RNA, 3069 nt
Organism: Cercospora beticola
Lineage: Eukaryota; Fungi; Ascomycota; Dothideomycetes; Mycosphaerellales; Mycosphaerellaceae
Product: F-box protein
Cellular component (GO): cytoplasm
Molecular function (GO): protein binding
Source: RefSeq, a predicted model, not a curated record